Molecule: messenger RNA, 1017 nt
Organism: Rotaria sp. Silwood1
Lineage: Eukaryota; Metazoa; Rotifera; Eurotatoria; Philodinida; Philodinidae
Source: the annotation of a GenBank genome assembly
AUGGGCUCCGGCAAUAGCGUCAAUAUUGCCAUUAGUCUUGAUCGAAUAAAUCCAUUCUUUCAUGCGGGUGACGUGGUAUCUGGAACAGUCAAUGCAGAAAUAAUGAAAGAGCAUGUCAAGGUUGAUCAAGUAUUUGUUGUGUUGAAUGGCGAAACUGGUUAUACAACAACUCGUACUGUUAAUCAAUCAGACGGUUCAAUAAGUACUUUUCAUCAGCCAGGCAGCGCAACAAGUACAGAAACUGAGUAUCAUAUAUCACGAUUUUUUUCAGAAAAAAGAGUCUUGGAAGGUCCAGGACUAUUAAUGAAAAAUUCAAGUAAUUUUUCCGGACAAUAUUCAUGGCGAUUCAGUUUUCAAUUGCCACUUCAACUUCCACCGACCAUCAAUAAUCCACAGAACUAUCCGCAUGCUCGAUAUUACUUGAAUUGUGUAAUUGAUAAACCUUGGUAUCAACGAAACGAAGCAGAAAACCUCUAUUUGACAGUUUUUCCUCGUGUCAAUCCAUCGAAUCACCUGGAGUAUUUGACGCCAUCUAUAUUUGGUAAUCAUAAUCGAAAAGAUGUUAUUCUUAAAGUCAAUAUGAAGAAGUUGGUCUAUGUAUCUGGUGAAACAAUUACGGGAACCUUAGUAUUCGAAAAUCCACAAAAAAUUACAUUGAAACACAUUUAUUUAACUCUGAUUCAACAUUAUCGAAUUGAGUGUGCCACGGGAACAGAAAUUAUUGUCCAAACAACCAUACCUACAAUUGUUCACACAAAGGAAACACAGAUUAUGGAAACAUUUUCUGUACCGAUUCCUUUUGGACUUUUGCCACCGUCGUAUCAAUUUCAUGGUGGCUUUCCCCAUACGUCUAAAGUAAAUGUCAAUUAUGUUCUAGAAAUCGAAGUUAAAGCCAACGGUAUAUUUACAAAUUUCGAUGUCAGUAUACCCAUUAUAAUAGCAACUGAAUCUGGCACACAACCGAAUCAGCAUCAGGUAAACUACGACACCAACUUUUUAUCUAAUUCUUUAUAUUAA